Messenger RNA from Acanthosepion pharaonis, 525 nucleotides. The record is from the annotation of a GenBank genome assembly. NCBI's taxonomy places the organism in Eukaryota, Metazoa, Mollusca, Cephalopoda, Sepiida, Sepiidae.
AUGUCCUGUGCGCCUUUAAAUUCUAAAACCAUCCGACAUCCGUUCACAAGCUAUCUUCCUUUCGCUUUGAUAUGUCCUGUGCGCCGAAAUUCCCAAAACCAUCCGACAUCCGUUCACUGCUUGUUAUCUUCCUUUCGCUUUCGAUAUGUCCCGUGCGCCUUAAAUUUCAAACCAUCCGACAUCCGUUCACAGCUUUAUCUUCCUUUUUGCUUUCGAUGUCCUGUUUUAAAUUCCCAAACCAUCCGACAUCCGUUCACAAGCUAUCUUCCUUUGCUUUCGAUAUGUCCUGUGUGCCUUAAAUUCCCAAACCAUCCGACAUCCGUUCACACAAGCUUUUUAUCUUCCUUUGCUUUCGAUGUCCUGUGCGCCUUAAAUUCCCCAAAAACCAUCCGACAUCCGUUCACACAAGCCAUCUUCCUUUUUUUUUCGAUGUCCUGUGCGCCUUUGAAUUUAAAAAACCAUCCGACAUCCGUUCACAAGCUAUCUUCCUUUCGCUUGAUAUGUCCUGUAACCUUAAAUUCCUAA